Molecule: messenger RNA, 1439 nt
Organism: Brassica napus (rape)
Lineage: Eukaryota; Viridiplantae; Streptophyta; Magnoliopsida; Brassicales; Brassicaceae
Exons: 4
Coding region: 211-1365 (384 amino acids)
Source: RefSeq, a predicted model, not a curated record
GCUACAACCAAAUGCAAAAAUCGAAAUUAAAACGUAUCCAGUGGCGCUCGAAAAUCUCCCGCUCCCCCCUCCGCUCCUUCGUUUACUUCUUCCAGAUAAUCUCAUCGUCUAUAUAAUCCAGAUCUUUUUUAGUUUCGUUUAGUUUUCUCUUUCUCAGUUGCUUCGCAUUUGGGUCUUAUUAGGGUUUUACGAAUCUUAAAUCGGAGAAAAAUGGCGAGGUCGAACAGAUCCAAGAGCUCAGAGCGUGUAGUAGGCAAGGGUAAAGUGACUCCAGUGCAAGUCGCCUUCCUCGUGGAUCGAUACCUUUGCGACAAUCGUUUCUUAGAGACGCGAUCCAUCUUCAGAUCCGAAGCUUCUUCUCUCAUCUCCAAAUCUCCACUCCGUGAAGCUCCGUGCAGUUUGAUACCACUGGGUGAUAUCUUGAAUGAUUACAUCAGCCUCAAGGAGCACAAAGUCAUUGUGGAUCAAGAGAAGACUCGUGUUCAGAAUCUAUUACAUGGGAUGCAAAAUGUCAUGAACGCUUACAACUCCACCGCAUCUGCUCUUCCACCUCCGGCGAUUACUACGGCAGCUCCCGCGGCUACUCAAAUGGUUGCCUCUACUUCUCAACCAAACAACAUCAGCGUCUCUCCUUCAGGCGGCUCAGGGCAUAACACGCCUAACCUUAUGUCAGCAUCAUUGCCAGGAAACAAAAGAGUUGGGAAUUUCACAGCUCCCUCUAGUCAAUCUAUUACCAAAAAGCGAAAGAGUCCUGAGGUUUCUCUAGAAGCUGCUCCUACAGAUUCUAAUAAAGGAAGAAAAAAGAUACCACGAGCUGCUAAGGUGGAUAACAAUGUAGCUAAUGAGUCAUCUGUUAUCACAUCAAGUGUGGCAAAGUGUUUGUUUGACAGUUCAGACUUGUCACCUCCGACCAAUCCAUCUUGUCUGAGUACACCACAAAGUCAAGUAUCUCCUCAGAGUGAUGUAUCUAUCACUCCUACAAACUGCACAAUCGUCACUAAGGAGAGAAUCACAGUCAGUCCUCACAAGCAAAAUCCUUCUUACACUGUGGAAAGGAGCCAUAUGGUUUCUUCUUUCUCCCCAAUCAAGUCUAAUGCAAAGAUGUCGAGUAAAAGAGAUCAUGUGAAAGGACGUCUCAACUUCGAUGACGCUGAAGCAACAAUGAACUUAUCCCCACCUGCUUCUGGAGAUUUUGUUUCGACUUCUUCAUCUGGCUCCGAAGCAGAAGUUGAUUUGUUUGAUAUAGAUUUUCUGAGCGAGAACUUUCCAUUCUCGGAAGUGCUUGUCGAUUUCGAUAUUGCUUGUCAAGGAAUGCCAGACCCUUGCCUGCCACAACCAUCAAACUGUUCCUUUCAGUUAGCCUAAGCAGGCUUCUAGAAAGCUUUAACAGUAAUGUAGAUCACACAGUUUUGAAAUUAAAGAAUGCAAUCCUUCAUUUA